Molecule: messenger RNA, 318 nt
Organism: Symbiodinium necroappetens
Lineage: Eukaryota; Dinophyceae; Suessiales; Symbiodiniaceae
Source: the annotation of a GenBank genome assembly
GGCUUUGGGCGCUUCGGCGGAGAAGCGGAAAACGUUGGUGUCGUGGUCGUCCCGCGCGAGGGCGAGGUGGCUCAACCGGAGAGCCCGGGCAAGUUCGUUUUCGUGGCCUCUGCGGCUCCCGGUGAUGUGGCGAGCUUCAGCUCUACGAAAAUCCGUGAAUCCUUCAAGACAGCCGGGCCAGAAGAGCACCAAUACCUCUGCCAUGCCAUUUGUGAGGAAGCGGCCGACUUCAUCCUGCGCCCCAGCGCCGAGCAGCGGGCAGCGUACAAAGAGGAUUUCAAGAAGCUGGAACAACAGCUGAUCGCCUCCGAUGCAUAG